Molecule: messenger RNA, 1666 nt
Organism: Osmia bicornis bicornis
Lineage: Eukaryota; Metazoa; Arthropoda; Insecta; Hymenoptera; Megachilidae
Gene: Fa2h
Product: fatty acid 2-hydroxylase
Exons: 6
Coding region: 413-1420 (335 amino acids)
Biological process (GO): lipid biosynthetic process; fatty acid metabolic process
Cellular component (GO): membrane; endoplasmic reticulum
Molecular function (GO): iron ion binding; heme binding; fatty acid 2-hydroxylase activity
Source: RefSeq, a predicted model, not a curated record
UAUAAUGAGAUGUAAAAAAACUAAAUAAUGGACUAAAUGACUCGAUCGCAUUGAAUUAAUGAUAAUUAUUUUUAACGAUUUCGCAUAAUGCAAUAAUAAAGAGGGAAGAAAGAGGGAGACCGUAAGUUGGAGGGGACGACAAACCGUUUGGCGGUGGCGUCAGCGUAUAGACAGGAACUUAUCACGGUAGAUAACACUUUUCAAAGGUGAUAUAGCCUCGACUAUUCGUAUAAUAGCCACGUACGUGGAAUCUUAUCAAAAGAUUCGACGCGUGUUAACGAUAAAACGUUGUUGAACAGGUUGAUGGUUCGCCAAUUUAUAAUUUAAAACGUAAAACCCACGAUCGUUUCGCGUUUGCACGAGUUAUAUUUUUGGAACAAUCAACGCAAUUCGAAAUAACCGAUCAAGUUCAAUGGCGACGACCGCAAACGAGGCGCGCAAACGAACCGGUCAACUAAAAGACGAGAAAGAGACAACAGAAAAUGAGGAGGAAAAAUUUCUAGUCAGUUAUCAGGAACGAUAUUACAACAUACGCAAUUUCUUACGAUAUCAUCCAGGUGGAAAGAAAGUAUUCGAUUACUUUAAAAAUCAAAGCUUGGAUAAUGCUUUUAACAACAACCCCCACUCGAAAGGAGCGUUUCAUUUGUUCGAAGAUUUUAAAUUGAACAACGAUGAAAAGUAUCAGGAAUACGAAAAUCUCAUCGACUGGAACUCGCCUAUACUCUGUCAAGUAGGUACGUUGGGUGAUCGAUACUGGGAAUGGGUAAAUUUGCCGGUAAACCGACAAAUUCGACUCUUUAAAUCAGACUACUUGGAAAUUUUAUCGAUCACCCCUUGGUAUUUAAUACCGAUCGUAUGGAUCCCUGUCUGUAUCUUCUUGCUCUAUCUAGGAUGGAAGGGCAUUGCCGAUAGUCACUCUGGAAACAUACUGUUCGAAGCUUUAAUUUCGUACGUAUUUGGUAUAUUGCUAUGGAGCGCCUUAGAAUAUGUGCUUCAUCGUAAGCUCUUUCACUUUAAACCACCCGCUACCUCGAAAGUACUUAUUUCAUUGCAUUUUAUACUUCAUGGUAUUCAUCACAAGGCCCCAUUUGAUGAUAGAAGAUUGGUAUUUCCUCCCGUACCUGGUUUAUUAAUAACAAAACUGAUAUUAUACCUUUAUCAUACAGUAUUUCCACCACAGAUGGUUUAUUUUAUUACCGCUGGCACGGCAACAGGCUACUUGUGUUACGAUUUAAUUCAUUAUUAUUUACAUUACGGUGCGCCGAAAGCUGGAUCGUAUUUUUACCUCUUAAAAAGGAAUCAUAAUUAUCAUCAUUUCUUACAUCACGAGCUAGGUUUUGGCAUCAGCAGUAAAUUAUGGGACUACGCAUUUGGAACAACCAUUAGUUUGCGAAAACUCAGAAAACCGAUUGAAUGGUGAAUUAAUAUAUUGAAAUAACUUAUAUACGCUUUAUAAGGAGUUCCUCGGAAUUACGAAACAAGACACAAACAGUCGAUUGCAACUUAUAAUUGAUUUUUCGACGAUUCAAAUAUUUUUAAGUACAGAAAGGAACAAAACUGCUUAAGAUACAAAAAGAAAUAAGACCAGAUCUAGAAUGAUAAAAUUAUGUAUCGCAUUAUGCAGUAUUACUAGUACCUAAGCAAAUAGAUAUUUUAAGUACAUAUA